Molecule: messenger RNA, 2272 nt
Organism: Benincasa hispida (wax gourd)
Lineage: Eukaryota; Viridiplantae; Streptophyta; Magnoliopsida; Cucurbitales; Cucurbitaceae
Product: thioredoxin-like protein CXXS1
Molecular function (GO): protein-disulfide reductase activity
Source: RefSeq, a predicted model, not a curated record
GAAACAAAAAUUAUACUAUAUGGUUUUUGAAAUGAGAAUUCAAACAAAUUCCAAAAGCUUUUCGGACAAGGGCACACAUGCCAAUGCGACAAUACCUUGACUCAUCUCUCUUUGUCGAUUUUCCGCCGCUCGCAACCCUCCAAAAUUUUUCGAUGCCAUCAUUCCAGCUCUCUCUCUACUUGUCAUUUUUGUUUUUUCUGAUCAGAUGGGGCGAUUAGAUCACAGAAAACAACUACCGUUUGGAGCUUCGAAAGCUCCACAAAGGUUGCUAUUUCUUAAUCCCCAGAAGCUCAUUUUCGCCUAUAAGGUGUUUGAUGAAAUUGCUCAAUGAAGUUCCACUCUUACUGAAUUCAGCCCCUUCAGUUUCUGUCUCUUGGGUUUCACUUUUAUGCUUUUUGCUUCUAUUGUUUGUUCACAUUCAUUUUGGGUCUUAAGUUCACAUUCAUUUGGUUUGCCUCAGUAGGUUUACUCAAAAGACAUACUAUUUUGCCUUGCUCUGAGUGACUUGUUAAGGUUGAAACUACUUUAAGCUUGAAAUUAUCGGUGAGUGAUUCUCAAAUGAAGGAUGAACAACAUGAGUUGUCUGUGGGAAAAUAAAUCAUUUGUGAGAAGGUAAAACAUGGAUGACCCAAAUUGUUUAGAGCCUCAUUUGUGAAGUUGAGAAAAACUGAGGUGUGUUAGGGAUCUGUUUGAUAAGGAGAAAUUAUUUGGAGAGAUCGGGUCACCAUAUUAUGACUCGCAAUUUUUCAUCGUUGAAUUAUGAGAGAGGAAUACCUCAAAUUUAUAUCUAGUGGUUCUUACCAGCAAACUCAUUUUCGAAUUUACAUCCAACGAUUAAUAGGAGGUUAUCUUUAAUUUACAACCAAACACAUAUCGCAAAAUGUGAGUGCGAUAAUUUCUCAUGAUUGGAUUACGAGAGAUGGCUACCUUUAAUUUAUACUUAGUGAUUAUUAGAGGCAUACCGAUUCUUUUAAUUUAUGUCCAACAAUUAAUAUGAGGUAGCCACAAUAAACAAGUGACAGUUUCUUAUGGCCGGAGUAUGAGAGAUGAGUACCUCAAACUUAUAUCUAGUAAUUAUUAGAGGCAUGUAGACUUUAAAUUUACAUUCAGAUAGUCAUAUUGAAUAGUAUGUCAUGGAUAAGGCUUAAGAGUAUAUGAAAUAACUUGGUUUAAUAUUAUUUGUUUCUUCUCUUCCACACUAAAUCCGUGUCUCUUUUGUGUUUUUCUUCUUUCUUUUACAGUUCAUCCUGCCUUUUUCAUAACAACUUUUGCAAAACACAGUAUUCUAGGGAACUAAAAGUCAGUUUCUAAAACUUUAACUGAAUCCACCAAAAGAUAUUGCAUAAUAACAGUUUUGGACUCGAAAGUGUAUUGAAUGGAAGGAGUAUAAACUGAUAGAACUUUUCUCUAUGUAACUUCCUUAUCUUUUCGUCCAAAUCAUGAGAAGACAAAAACAAAAAGUAAAGACAUGAGAGAAGGUUAAAAUGAUUAUCAUGAUGACCAUGGAAGUGGAUUAAGCAUGGUCCCUUCCCCUCUGUGGGUCCCUGCAGUUACAGACUACAUUCAACCUUCACAUCCAGUCAAAUUUUGGUAACCCAAAAAUCAGAAAAGUACAAGCAGCAAAGGCACCCAUAGUUUUGUAGCUUAUCUUCAUCCUCUAUAAAUUAUAUCUCCUUCAUGAUUCAAGCAACAGAAGAAAGGGGGAAGAAGAAGAAGACAUGGAAAGACAGAAAAAGAUUGUGAAGAAGACAAGGGUAAUCAAAGUUGUCUCAGAGGAAUCAUGGGAUUGUUAUGUUACAAAAGCUUCCAAACAAGGCUGCCCUGUUAUAGUGCAUUUCAGUGCUAGCUGGUGCACACCCUCAAGAGCCAUGAGCCCUUUCUUUGAAGAGCUGGCCUUGGAAUACAAAAGUGUUUUGUUUCUAUCUGUGGAUGUGGAUGAAGCUAAGGAGGUUGCAUCCAAGUUGGAGAUAAAGGCCAUGCCCACAUUUGUAUUGAUGAAGAAUGGAGCCCCAGAAUACAAGCUUGUUGGAGCCAACCCCGUUGAGCUAAGGAAGAGGAUCACGGGUUUCAUAUAUGGCUAACUAUCAAAAGAUAAUAAGAAUCUCAUUUGUCUUCAACCUUAACCCAUUGAAGUUCAAGUUUCACAUUUCUUCCAUUUUUGCUAGUAUUGGUAUUGGCUUUUAUUUUUUAUUUUCAUUUUUGGAGGAUGUACUACUUUCAACAUAAGAAAAUGAUAUAAAUCGUUUUUUAGUUAAACAACAUGUGGGAGUUA